UGCUACCACUCUUUUGUGUUUCAUCUGCCACCAGAACAACAACGCACUGAGAAUCUCUGCCGAGUGUCUCUUCUGGAAAUUAAAGAGAAACAAACGAGAUCAGUUCACUUGUGCCCAAGUAUUGCCCAAUUCCGUCGAGAUUUCUUCAACCCUUUCCCCCUUAUCGCAAGCUCAAUCAAUUGGAAACAGUGUGAUUCGGUUUCGCAUUGAUUGGAAUUUAGCUCACUUUUGGAUAAACAGCAAAUGAUUUAAACUCAAUCAGAUUGGACAAAUAUUCUGAGCUGGAAGUUUAGAAUAAUUUUAUCAUCAAAAGGAUGAGCCAUCAACCAGAAGCUGAAUCCAAACCAAAACCCAACAACAACCCCUGAAAGAAGCACAUUACAUACGUAUUAGACAGAGUGUAUCUGGAAUUGGAAGAUUUAUGGGUGAACUGAGACUCGAGUGAACUAUGUGAAUAUCUUUGCGAUUAUUUUUUGAUUGUAUCAGCCAGAAAUACAAAGGUUAUUAAAACGAAAAACUAUUACAAAGUUCUUAAAGAGUCCACAGACUACAUGCAAUAAUUAAUUUGCAAUACAUCAAACAUUGGACAAAGGCGGAGGAUAUAUUUAAACAUAUCCAGUUAAUCUGGUAUCAAAACACAGCACAAUAAAUUAUUCCGGUCUUGCAGUUAGCUAAAGUUCGUUACAACUGAAACAAGAAUCGCGUGUUUUACAGGUGUUUGUAAGAUAACCAGGUUGUCCAACUAAUAGACAGCGACACCAAAGAAUUCCUUGUGACCAAUCGAAUAGCAAGCUAAUGAAUUUACAUAUGUAUGUAUAACGUCAGACUCCUGUAACUCAAAUCGCAGAUUACUAGUACACCAUACAUACCUUUGUAUACAGACUACCAACAAUACAUAACCAGCUAUAUGCUUAUCUCGCUCGUGCGUGCGUGUCGUGUCUCAAUUUUCUCCGUAUCCGACUGGACUCUGAACAUCAGAGUCUGAUGUGGUUUUAAUUAUCCAACGCCGUACAUUAAUACCACAAGAUCAUAGAACAAAACAUCGCGUCCGAAAGGAAGGUAGUCCUCGUCAACUUGACUUUUACAGACAAUUGGCAAAUUGGGAUCAUUAUUGAGCGCUUGAAAGGCUGGAUUUGGCAAUGAAGGGAAUUUGGAGAGAAGUGGAUGACGACCGUGAUGAUGAAAGAUAGUAACAACGAUAACUUGGACUGUUAAGAAUUUAAGCCAACUUUCAACUACCUCCUCCUCCUUCACCCAACGACAAACUCCUCAGCCAGACGAGAGCAUACAGCAAAUCACCAUCACCCAGUGCGGCUGAACUUGCUUCCUUGCCCCUAAAGAAAAGCCGUCUCCGAUUCCAGAAGAACCUUUGGAAUUUUCUACCCGACCUAAAAAUGAAAAUAUUUGGGAUUGUCAACAUGACGAGCAAAAUGUUUCAUGGGCUGAUGAUUCUAUUUAUUCUAAUGACUCCAGGAUCAACCCACAGUGAACCCGAGUUUGAUGUGGAAUUACCAAAGCUCACAGUAAAAUUAGGAUCCGAUGCCAGCUUUACUUGCAUUGUCAAGCAUCUUGGAGGGUACAAGGUGGCCUGGAUAAGAGCGGAGGACAAGGCAAUAAUAGCUUUGCACAAUCACAUGGUAACAAACAACCAUCGCUUUAGCGUCACUCACAACGGGCAUAGCUCUUUCACCCUAAACAUCCGGCAUGUUCAGACCAAUGACACUGGGGAAUACUUGUGUCAGAUAAAUACCGACCCGCAACGUAGUCAGUCUGGGACCCUGGAAGUCGUCGUGCCCGCAGACAUCAUUGACGAAGAAACAUCAAAUGACGUCGUUGUAUUGGAAGGACAAUCUGCAAUUCUGAAGUGUAAAGCACGAGGCAUUCCAGUUCCCAAAGUGCGGUGGAUUCGGCAGGACAGAAGACCUCUUCCGCUGAGCAAAGAUCUUUUGGCCAAUCCCACAGAGAAAGUUGGUUCGUCAUCGUCAUCCUUCUGCAACGGUAUCGAUAUAGGUUUAUGCGUGGAAACCGAAACCUGGCAAACACGACCACUUCAAAGGAGCGACACUGGGGCGGUGCUAUGCAUUGCUAAUAACAGCAUCCCACCUCUUCGUUCGAAAAAGAUCACGCUGUCAGUGCACUUUCAUCCAUUAAUCAAAGUGUCGAACCAACUUGUAGCUGCUCCUGCUGGAGUUAAUAUGACAUUAGAAUGCUAUGUGGAAUCAGUGCCUCGUCCGGUCUGCAGUUGGUACCGACGCGAUGGUCAUUCCACACAUCAGUUGAUAUUGAACCAAGUUGGGAAACUUUGGCAGGAGACAGAACAGUUGAAAGAAUACUCGCUCAAAAUGAAACUCACGAUUACCAAUCUUCAAUCCUCGGAUUUUGGAGAAUACAAUUGUUCAGUUGAAAAUUCUCUUGGAGGGGACUCGGCCGUAAUUAAACUGCACGAGCUACCUCCAGUAACAACACGAACGACAACCACCCCACAACCAGAUUGGAGAAAACAUGGAAAACAUGGGAAUGAUGGAAAUACGAUAAAACACUCCAAAGAUAAGCGGAAACAGGGUCGGAACAGGUCGGAGCACUAUCACCGGGAUUAUGAUUUUCAGGAAGGGGACGCUGAGCAACUGACCACGUCAACAUCCCUCGCCUCGCUCAACGCCAUCACUGCUGUCGGCGUGGGUGGUGCUGGGGGUGGUACUGGGCUCAGCAAAAGGAAUCAGAAGGAGGGGUCCAUCAGCAACACGAGACUGCACAAUUCGCCAGACUUUCCUGGGGCGGCCACCUCCUCCUCGACCGCUCUCAUCACCACCAACAACGCCGAGGAUAAGCUUCACACAUUGUUUAGAAAUGUUUGGAGGUUCGCGAACCUCUCGAAAUGUUGUCUUCCGCUUUCUCUCAUUCCAAACCUCUCGUCGGCUUCCUUCACCCUGACUGCGUACUUAAUGUGGAAGUAUAGCAUCUUGAUGUUGUGGUAAAAUUUGUAUAAAUUUCUGAAGGAGGUCAAAGAGUGCAGAAUUUAGAUGAAAACAUUUUCUGCUUUGUUUUGAGAUUUGAGUUUGAAUGAACAGUAUACAUGACAUUUUAGAGUAAAUUUUAUUGUUCCAAAGCAGUUUUCAGCAAUUGCUAUCUUGUUCAGGAACUUAUUUUCUUAUGUUUUUUCUCCAAUAUGUGAAAUGCUACUCUAAUUCUAAGUAUGUGAAAUAGUGUAAGCAUAUCGUUGUAUGAAUUUGGCGUGUGGUUUGUGCAAACAAAUUUUUAAUUGCUGACCUAUUUAGAUGCAAAUGAUAUUGGUGCUCAGACGAUCAAUCAGAGGGUGAAAGUGAAUAUAAUUAAUUAAAAACCAACCAUAUCUAAUACAUGGGUUUUAUUUGUACGUGUGAAGAUUACGUUUGAAUUUUUCAGACGUAAAGUUACUGUUAAAUAUAGCUGUUUGCAGAAGGUAAACUUGCAAACUAAGUUUCAGUACAUUAAAUAUAUAUUUACAUUGAAUAAAGUCGCGAUAAUACUGAACGAAGGCUCAUAUUUGUAUCUGUUGUUUUUAUGUAUAUGUCAAACUGUUGUUUUUAUUUAAGUAUUUACUCUGAGGUAGUGAUUUAACUAAUUGAACAUACGAUUUGGUGAAUUUGUGGGUCACAAAUAAAAAGAUUUUCAUAUUAAAAUUUCAGGUAUACAUACUCUUGAACAUGUACUGGGUUUCAGUUAUCGUGAUAUUUUGUGUGCUUACAGACAGAAGGCUUUAUGUACGAAAUGUUAUUUUGAUCUCGGAAACAUAUUUAGCUAUGGUUCUGAGAUUGUCGGUUGUUAAAACGUGUGCUAAAAUUUUAAAUGUAAAAGGUAUCCCGAGAUGGAAGAAUAAACUGACACAGCGGAGGGCAAACUGGUUAAAACUUUAACAAGUUAUUGCUACAUGACAAAUUGUCAUUAACAAUUAUACAAGUUGUACAUGUAUAUGCAUCAUCAUUACGCUCGCAGGUAAAUAAUAAAGAACUAAUCAUAGAUUUAGUUUACAGUUGAUAGUGUGUAUGUAUAUGUAUAAUUAUAAUUAUGUGAGAAAUAUUGAGAACAAUAAUUACAAAAGGAUAUGUAAGCAGCUAUUUAAAUAAUUUCUGAUAGUAGAAAGUAAUUUAGGUAAGCAAUAUUGAUAAAUUAUCGAAAUAUGCAUCUAAAUGUGUAAGAGUGUGACUUACUAUGUAGCCACUCACUUAUUUAUAAUUAAUUGUUAUAAUAUCUGUCAGUAUACAAACAUGGACAUGUCAUGCAUAAAUGUAUGUAUGCAUUACAUAAGUAAAGUAUCUUUAAAAUUAGCCACACUUUUAGUGACACAUAUUAUUUAUUUAACAAUUAAUAAAAUGGUUAAAAAAAGAAGCA
This is a messenger RNA of Folsomia candida, 4368 nucleotides long. RefSeq names its product protein amalgam. The coding region runs from base 1395 to 2975 and encodes 526 amino acids. The record is from RefSeq and is a predicted model, not a curated record. The transcript is spliced from 18 exons. Lineage: Eukaryota; Metazoa; Arthropoda; Collembola; Entomobryomorpha; Isotomidae. Gene Ontology annotation, cellular component: neuron projection.